UGUCCUGGCAGAGUUCCUCCAAAGUACAAAUACGCACAGAGCUCCCAUUGUUUGCAGCCCUUCACAAGCCCACUGAUCCUAAUAUGGAAUUCAGCAGGAAACCCAUGAUUUCCUGACACACAGCAAGCUGGAGAAAGAAAGGAAAAACUCCAUUAAAAACCUCCAGGCUCUCCUCCAUGUUAGAAAUGAAAUGGAAAAUGGAGUGGAUUUAACAGGAAUCCCUGAUUCCUGCAGCCAAGCUGGAGGAAGGGAAACGCGAAUCAAAGCCACAGGCUGCUGCUAUUUUUUAAGUCGCAAUAAAUACUGAGAACUCCCAAGCAGGAUGAAGAUUUCCUGACUCGGACGAAUGAGACGGGACAGAUAGUAUUUUUAUGAUAUUUAUCUCUGUAUAUUUAAUUUAUUAACCUCGAUGAUUCUCUUUACUGAUCUGGUAAUUGUUAGAAGUGGCUGUGACAGCCUGGAAACAUUAAUAUGAUUUCCUGAGUUUGAGAUUUGCUGCCCCCCCCCCCCCUCCAAACUCAGGAAAAGUCAAUACAAUCGCACUUCAUUUUUCCUUCAUGUGCACUUGGAAGUCCUGGGAGAAGCAACAGCAGCAGCAGCAGCAGCAACAGCAAGAAUGAACUGCAAGGAAAAUGACAACUGCACUGACGGGAGCAGCAAUAACGCGAAGAAGAUGUUAAAAUGUGUGGUGGUUGGGGAUGGUGCAGUUGGGAAAACCUGUUUGCUGAUGAGUUAUGCCAAUGAUGCCUUCCCAGAGGAGUAUGUCCCCACUGUGUUUGACCACUAUGCAGUAACUGUGACUGUGGGAGGACAGCAACACUUGCUGGGACUUUAUGACACUGCAGGGCAGGAGGACUACAACCAGCUGAGACCCCUGUCCUACCCUAACACCGACGUCUUCUUGAUCUGCUUCUCAGUGGUGAACCCUGCCUCGUAUCACAACGUCCAGGAGGAGUGGGUGCCCGAGCUGAAAGUCUGCAUGCCCAACGUGCCUUACGUCCUCAUAGGAACACAGAUCGAUCUUCGGGAUGAUCCUAAAACUUUGGCUCGGCUGCUUUAUAUGAAGGAGAAACCACUCACCUACGAGCAUGGAGUGAAGCUAGCAAAAGAGAUUGGAGCACAAUGUUAUCUGGAGUGCUCAGCUCUCACACAGAAAGGCCUUAAGACUGUCUUUGAUGAGGCAAUCCUGACCAUUUUCCACCCCAAGAAGAAGAAGAAGCAUUGUGCAAAGUGCCAUAGGUGCUGCACCCUUGUGUGAAGUCACUUGGAAAGAAAAUCAAGAUGAGUUCAAUGAAACAAAGCGGGUUAGAAAGGCAAUGAAGGUCACAUGAAACUGAAAUGGGGAACAUGACCAGAAAGUGGUCCUUCUUACCCAAAUAUAGGAGCCCUCUGUUCUGUGAAACCUCCAAGUUGAAUCACACUAGGCCAAUUCAUGUCUAUGUGCUUUCCUAAGCCUCCAGAGUUGUAUGCAGCCUGCUCCCACUACUGCAGACUGCACUGAGCCAACAGAAACCAGGAUGCCUGCUCCUGCUUGACUCUUCAAUUUAGGAAUAAGGUGAAGGUGGCAUGUGGAAAAAAAAAGUUCUAAAGGUGGUGAAAGAAACAAGAGAAACUCCAUUUCUGGCCUUAAGCAAGAAUCAAUUAAAAUUAGGAAUUUCCAGUACUUAGGGAUUGAAUCUGAAUUGACUGAAAGCACAUGGAGUUCUGUAGAAAUCUAAUAUGUAAGAUAUACACUAUAGGUAGGAUGUACUUUUUAACUACUUUUCUUUUAUAAGACUCACUAGUUCAGGAUAUUCUUUAGUUUGUUCAGAUCACAUGGAAGCAAAGGUGGAGUGAUUCCAAUAUUUUUUCACUUAAUGGUGAAACCUUACAGCAUCAGGAUGUUGCUGCACCCAAGCUAUCAAAAUGGAUCAACAUUUACCUCCAGACUUAAGGAAUGUUCUUACAACACAAAAAAAAUGCAAAUAUCUGUAUUUUUACAGGGGAAUGUUCAGGCUGAGCCAUGUUUUCAUAAGCUGGGAAAGGAAGAACAGAGUUGUAGCAUUAAUGUACUGAAACAAAGAAAGUUUGCCACCAAAGAAUAUAGCCCUGGACAUGAAAUAGCAGCAUGGAACAAUCUCCCUUCCAAACUGAGAACAUGAAUAAGACACAUUGCCAUGGCAACUGAAAAUUUACCUUAUAGAUCAGCUGGAUUUCUACAUCUUACCCAGCAGACAAGAACAGCGAAAGCCAAAAAGCCAAAGGUCAUACUGACUUCAAGUGCAUUAAGGUGAUGCAAAUGCCUUAAGAUUUUUUUUCUUUUAAUGGAGUAUCUCAUGUAAAGAAAACAUCAAAGUUGAGAUGUAAACAUGUUGAUUUAUUGUAGCCGUCUUCCCCCCAUUCUUUACUUCCUUCUUUGCUCCCAUUUUUCCAUCUUCAUUACUGUGGGUGCUGUUUAAGUUGCAGCCCGGCUGCAGUUAGCAGGAGUGAACUUUCACAAAAGUCACAGGUGAUUGGCUGCAGCUGACAGCACAGAGAUGGGAUGUCCAGACCUUAAGGGAAGGGAAGCUGCCUGUUAGCUCUCUUUGCUGUUGAAGAAAGUGUGUCUUUUCAAUAAAGCCUCUCCAGGGAGGCUGUACAUACUGCAGCAACACAGAUGCUCGGAAGUGAACUUGAUGGAUGUCUUGUUACUUGUAUCUGCCUUCAGGUACCCUGGCAAUACCAUGAGACUGUCUUGUUAUGUAUUCCAUUCCCCAAGCAGAAAACCACAGCACCAGCAAAUACAGAUUUGAAAACCUCUGGUGUAACUUCUUGCAAAAGCAAAGCCUGUAGUUUCAGAAGUGCUGUAGCAGUAAGCAAGUAACAGCAGUGCACCUUCCUAGCCUUCGGGCAUUCCCAUUCCCCCACACCCCACUCCAGGGGACUGCCAGCCCACUCCUCAGAAGCACAGUAGCAUGGCUGAGCACAUACAUGCAACCAGAAGAACUCAUGCAAUUAGUGGUGAAUUAUAGACUCACUGUUACUUGAAGCAGUUAGUGACUUCAGCAGAACUGUAGGAACUGCACCCUUGGCACAGAGAAGGGAACAAGCAUGAUGCAGUGCCCAGUCCUGCAGUCAUCAAGGGUUAUGAAUCCAAGCUCCUUUAGCACAAAUUCACUUUACCAUGGACACCUACAGAAACCAGCUCUGACACCCAGAGGUGUUUCCAGGUAGAAAUCAAGUUUUCUCUGACCAAAGUGAUCAAAUUCAAGGCAAGCGCAUUGUUGCCAUUACCCAGCCAGCUUUCACUCACCAUCUCUUUUUUGAAGCACACAAGCAUGGAUGAAAACAACAUUAUGCUAAAUCAAAGACAGACAAAAGAAAGAUUUCCUCACUGCUGUCAUUCUUUUUCCUGUUUUAUAUUUUGU
This is a messenger RNA of Neopsephotus bourkii (Bourke's parrot), 3386 nucleotides long. It is a transcript of the gene RHOJ, whose product is annotated as ras homolog family member J. The transcript has 5 exons. The record is from RefSeq and is a predicted model, not a curated record. Gene Ontology annotation, biological process: small GTPase-mediated signal transduction. NCBI's taxonomy places the organism in Eukaryota, Metazoa, Chordata, Aves, Psittaciformes, Psittacidae. Gene Ontology annotation, molecular function: GTPase activity; GTP binding. The coding region runs from base 617 to 1258 and encodes 213 amino acids.